Rotaria sp. Silwood2 is the source of this 2603-nucleotide messenger RNA. NCBI's taxonomy places the organism in Eukaryota, Metazoa, Rotifera, Eurotatoria, Philodinida, Philodinidae. The record is from the annotation of a GenBank genome assembly.
AUCUUUAAAUAAUUAUAAUAAUAACAAUAAUAACAAAAACAUAAUAAUUAUUCUCCUUUAUUUCUAUCUAUUUUAGAUAUUUACAUAUAUCAUUAGUUAUGAAGAGUACUAUCUUAUCCAAAAUACGAAACGCGCCGGCGAAAACAAUUAAUUUUGCAUUUAUUUUGAACAAUUUUUCUUUUUUAUUCAACCACAAUAUAUAAAUACAUAUUUAAAUUCAGUUUCGACUUACUCGACUGUGGAAAAGCAAAAGCUUAGAGUAGUAUAUUGAUUUAUAUUAUUUAAAGAUAUAGAUUGAUCUGUUUCAAUUGAUCAAUUCUGUAUAGAUUAAUAAACUUUGUUUUUGAUUCAAUUUUAAUGAGAUUAAUCGAACAAGUAUAGCAGAGUCAUAGCCAUCUGAUGAGACCCUUUAGCAAGGUCGAAAUCCGGAUCAUGGCUAGCUUGACACACCCACCCACACCCACACCCACACCCACACCCUUUUAGUGGGCAAUGAAUCAUAUUAUCGAAAUAAUAAUGAAAUUAAUUAUGGUUCUAAUUAUAGAGGGAACCAGUAUACAAACAGAAGAAAUAAUUAUAAUGUAAAUUGGAAUUAUCGAAAUAAUAAUAAUUUAUCAAAUAGAUAUUAUCCAAAUAGGUAUUAUCCAAAUGGAUAUUAUCAAAAUCGUAAUUAUCAAAAUCGUAAUUUUCAAAAUCGAAAUUUUCAAUAUAUUUCAAAUUUUAAUCGUCCAAAUUUGAAUCGUCAAAAUCGAAAUAUUAUAUAUUAUAAUCGUAAUAGAUAUAAUAAUAAUAAUAAUAAUAAUAAUAAUAAUAGUGGUAGUCCAUUACAAGUUCAACAAAGAAGAAGGACAAGACAAUUUAAUCAAAAUCGACCAAGAAGUCUCUCAAAUCAACAACAACAACAACAACAAAGAAGACGUGGUCCACGACAAUUAAGAUUAAAUGAUUUUAUGCCACAAGAAUUACGUGAUUUAUCACAAGAUAGAAGAAAUCUUCCACAAGAUUUUAAUUUAAAUCAAGCAGCACCACCUGAUGCAUUACCACAGCGUGCAAUUUUUUCAAAUAAAAAUACAACACAACCAUUUAUAGUUAAUUCAAAUAGUGAUUUAAAUAAUGAUUUGAACAAUGACUUGAAUGAACAACAACUAAUUCAACAACAACGUACAACUACUUCUCCAUAUAGACGUCGCCAACGUCGAUAUCGUCAUCAAAAAGACAAAGAAGAAAAAAAAGAAAAAUAUCAUAAAAAUAAAAAUAGAUUUGAUAUUUUCACAGAUGAAAAUGAUACCGAUGGAAAUGACAGUGAUAUUGAUGAUUUAGUUGAAACUGAAAUAAAUAAUAAUAAUAAAAAUAAAAAUAAAAGAAAUACAGAUAAUAAUAAAAAGAAUAAGAAAAAGAAGAAAAAAACUAGAAUAUAUCUUGAACCAAAUCGUAUAUUUAAAUGGUUUGAAGAUAAUUCAAAACAAUCUAAAAAUGCUAUAAGUGGUCGAGGAAAUCAAGCAUAUGUAUUAGCAUCAGCUUCCAUUUAUGAUGAAUGGAUAAGAAAUAAUUACGAAUUACAAGUUUGGCAAGAAUAUUUAAAAUUAGGUAUAGAACAAAAAAAUUGGGCAAAAGAAGUUAUACAACGUACAAAAAAACGUGAUAAUAUAAUAAAUACUAGAUUUGUCAAAAAGAAAAUAAAAAAAUUAACCGAUGAAACAGCUACUUUAAGUGCUACUAUAUCUGAUUUACAAAUACAAUUAACAACAUAUUGGACACAUACAACAUCUGAAACAGUAACACAAAAGAUAGCUCAUACAACAGCAGAAUUAGCAGCUAAUCUAGUAACAGAUAGAAUACGUCAAACAACGACAACAAAUGCUAGUGUUCCAUCUACAGCUACAACAAUGUCUGCAAUUAAAAAUCAAACUCGUGAUCCAGUUGACCGUUUAGAAAAAUAUAUUUUAGAAUAUCUUCAUAAAUGUACUCAACAUGUGAAAAAAUUAGCUGAAAAUCGUAUACAAUUAGCUAAAGCACAAAUAGGAGAAUAUAAAGCAUUAGAAGAUUUUCAACAAGUAGCGACACCAAUACAUUGGAAUAUUCAUUUAAUAUUAAAACCAAAAAUUAAAACAUGGUCAACUAAAAACAAAAAUCAUCAUAUGAUAACAAAACGUAUUGAAUUAGAUUUACCACCAAAAUUUAUUUCAAAAAUUGAUUUUGAUUUUAAAAUAGAUGAAUCUAUUAUAAGUCAAGAAGAAUCACAAGUUUUGUAUAAUCAAAUGAGACAAAUUACAAAAAAUUACCGAGUAGAAACUAUGACUUUAUAUGAACAAGCAGCUAGUCGUGAACAUGAAUUAUUAACAAAUGAAAUAAAACAAAUUGUUGAUAGUUUUUCACAAACAAAUAGUGACGAUGAAAUCAGUUUUGCUGCUUUUAAACAAUAUCAUGAUUUACGUGAAAAAAGAUUAAAUUUAGAAGCUCAAAAAUCUAUUUAUUUUUUAUCCGAACAGCGAGUCGAGGGCGAAAUCGACAAUCUACAACAACAACAAGAAGAAGUAGAAAUAACAAUUGCCCCGACUCCAGUUCGAUCACUGGGCGAGGAUUUCUUGCUCCAGCCAUUAUAA